This is a messenger RNA of Colletotrichum scovillei, 706 nucleotides long. RefSeq names its product acetyltransferase. Lineage: Eukaryota; Fungi; Ascomycota; Sordariomycetes; Glomerellales; Glomerellaceae. The record is from RefSeq and is a predicted model, not a curated record. The coding region runs from base 136 to 699 and encodes 187 amino acids. Gene Ontology annotation, molecular function: acyltransferase activity, transferring groups other than amino-acyl groups. The transcript has a single exon.
AUCGUCUUUCGUGAAACUCCAAAAGACAACGCCCUACUGUGGGACUUGUCAUUCGAAAGGCGCAACUCCAAGCAAUUUACACAAUCUACCCACGCACUCAACCAAUAACAUCAUCCCGAUAUACACGCCUCAACCAUGGCCUCACCCAGCACAGAAAUGCGGAAUCGCCGCUGGACGAGAGACUCGUACCUCAUCUCGACAGAUGCAUCUCUCGUCUCCGUCACACAACUCAACGCUGCAUUCGCGUCGGAAGCCGUCUACUGGACCAAAGCCAUACCGGGGUCCUUCGUGAGAGAAAUGCUGGAAAACUCACUCUGCUUCGGCCUCUACGACACCACCACUUCUCAAAAAGAAUCCAGCAGCAGCAGCGGCACCGAGUCGAAGGAGUACCAUCAAUUGAUCGGUUUCGCGCGUGUCGUCACCGACUUUGUAUCCUUUGCCUACACCACGGACGUGUGGGUUGACCCCACGCUCCAAGGCAAAGGCUUAGGAAGAUGGCUCGUGGGAUGCGUGCAGGAGGUGCUCGAGCCGAUGCCGUACCUGAGGAAGAGCGUGUUGGCUACCGAUAGCUGGGACAAGUCUGUGCCAUUUUAUGAGAAGAUGAUGAAGAUGAGCGUGAUUGGCGGGCAGCCGGGAGGCCAGGCGAUCAUGCAGAUGAAGGGGAAGGGGGCGCCUGGGUACACUGGAAAGACCGACUAAAGGCUCA